Messenger RNA from Brassica oleracea var. oleracea, 804 nucleotides. RefSeq names its product putative F-box protein At3g19560. Lineage: Eukaryota; Viridiplantae; Streptophyta; Magnoliopsida; Brassicales; Brassicaceae. Bases 1 to 804 code for a protein of 267 amino acids. The transcript is spliced from 3 exons. The record is from RefSeq and is a predicted model, not a curated record.
AUGGUGAAGCCUGAUCCCGUCGUAUGGAACCCGUAUUUGGGACAAGUCAGGUUGAUCAAACCCAGCAAAAAAUUAUACAUCAGUUAUAAGUAUUGUAUGGGAUACGACAACAAGAACAACCACAAAAUCUUGAGGAGGUUGUUUUAUCAAGGUACUGUUGAGUAUGAAAUAUACGAUUUUAAAUCUGAUUCAUGGAGAGUUCUUGAUGUGACUUGUAACUGGAUUAUACAUCAUUAUCGCCAGGGCUUCUCUUUGAAAGGAAAUACUUACUUUGUCGCUCAAGGAAGAGAAGAAGGUAAGGGAGACUCUGUGAUUCUAUCUUCUGUUGGUGAAGAGCAGCUUGCAGUGUUAUUUCACCGCGUGGAUACAUAUGAGAUUGAGAUACGGAUUACUACAAAGAUUGAGGCCGAUGAUGUGACAUGGACAAGUUUCUUGAAAAUUGAUGUGGAGCCGUUCGAGUCCAGUGGAAUGUUUUGGAAGUUUCUUCGGUAUGGGAUUUUCUACGUCGACGAGAAAAACAAAGCGGCAUUGAGUUGUGAUUAUCACUUCAGCAGAGCUUACGUGAUUGGAGAGGAUAAUUACUUCAAAGUAGUUUCUCUAGGAGAAUCUACAGGUUCGCCAGUUGUGUGCUCUUAUGUUCCUAGUUCGAUGCAGAUUCAGAAAGGUCAAGUGGAUAAAGCAGAGGAGCUUGAUGGUGGAGGAGGUAACAAAACGGUUGUAUGGCUUGAAGACGUCGGAGCUCUCGUGGUAACGGGACUGCAGUGGCGAAGGAAGAAGACAAUAAUGACCUCCCGGCUCUCGUGA